Naegleria fowleri is the source of this 2079-nucleotide messenger RNA. RefSeq lists its product as uncharacterized. Bases 1 to 2079 code for a protein of 692 amino acids. The record is from RefSeq and is a predicted model, not a curated record. The transcript has a single exon. Lineage: Eukaryota; Heterolobosea; Eutetramitea; Acrasida; Naegleriidae.
AUGCCGCCACAACAAAACAUGUUUUCACUUCUUCAAGCUUUCUCAGAUCCUUCAAGCUUUCAAUACCCAUUCCGUGUGAUGGUGUCCAAACGACCGGUCAUGAUGAAGGCAAAUCAGAAAGGAACCGUGAUGCAUAAAAUUGAUGUAACCGAUCCGAAUCAACAAGGACCUUCAGUAACCAUGAUUUUAUUGGAAAAACCUGGGGUUGAUUUUGCACCCACUCGUGAUUCGUUGGUGGAGGGAGCUAUUGUGAAUGUUACCAAGCUCUCCAAAGGUUCCUCUACCUCCAAGGUGUAUGUUUUAGCCAGUUUUACAGUAGAACCAACAGCGACCACAUCAACCACAACAAAUCCACCACCUCGAUCCUCCAUUCCGAAUCAAGCUGUUCAAUCAAGUAAUAAUAGUAACAAUUCUAGAAAUACUACUAGUGGGGUCAUCGGAAAUAAUACCAACCACAUGGCUAACCAAUCUUCUUCUGCAUCCGUACCAACAUCAGCAUCAGGCUUUCAGAGACCUAUGAAUCAAGCAUCAUCUAAUCUUCAGCAAAAUACAGCCUCUAGACCUCCAUCAAAUCAAUUUAACAGACCACCAAGUGGACAACAAGUUCCACCAAUGAAUAACUUGCAACAACAAUCACGACCUUCAUCACUAAUUCCUCAACAACAGCAACCACAAAAAUCAUCAUUUACUCCAACAACUAAUAACCAAAAUAUAGAUCUUAGAUCAAAAGCCAUUGUACCACUGAUUGCUCUAACACCUUGGCUAAAUGAUUGGGUGAUUAAAGCUAGAGUUACCAGAAAACCCGAUUUGAAGCAUUGGACAAAGGAUGACAGAAAAGGUACCAUUCUUUCAAUUAAUUUGAUUGAUCAAGAUUCUACUGAAAUUAGAGCUACAUUUUUCAAUGAAGGAGCCAUCAAAGCUAACUCAAAAUUGCGUGAGAGAGGUGUCUAUUAUUUCAAAGGCGGAAAGAUUAAACCUGCAGAUCACAAAUUUAACACAAGAAUUGCCCAUAAUUAUGAGAUUACAUUUUAUGAUAAUUGCAUUAUUCAAGAAGCUACUGAUAAUGAGUCUGUGUGCAUUCCUCAAGGUCGUUUCUCAUUAACUCCUCUCGAUCAAGUUAAAGAUAGUACAAGCCAAGACAAAUUUGAUAUUAUUGGAAUUGUAAAGAAAAUUGGAGAUACAACAGAAUUCAAGUCAAAGAAUGAAAAUUCAAAUGCAACAUUGAAAAGGGAUGUCACUAUUCUGAGUAAGGAUUCUUAUGGAAAAAUCGUUGAAGCAGCCAUAACUUUAUGGGGAGAUACCAUUAAAUUUGAGGAGAAAUCAGUUGUGAUAUUUACUGGAGUUGGAAGAAAAUUAUCAGACAAUGGUAUGAGCCUGAGUUGUAAUAGCUCUCAAUGUAUUGUCGAUGUGGAUAUUCCAGAGGCGGCUGAACUUCAUCAAUUAUUUUCUGCUCUUCCAAUUGAAGAAAUGCAAGGAGAGGUCAUUACAGCAGUAUUCACAAAAUCAUCAACGUUUAGAAAAGUCACGAUUCAAGAUGUGGCUAACACCACUGUAGAGGAAUUAGACAAAAUUAAGCCAAAAGAUAAGGAUCCUGGCAAAACGAAGAUAUUCUUUAUUAGAUCCCAUGUUAUUCUCAAGCAAGACGAUUUUACUUAUCCAGCAUGCAGCAACCCUGAUUGCAAAGGAAAGAAAAUGAAAAAAGAUGCCGAUCAAAUGGAUCCAACUUUGAGAUGUCCUUCAUGUGGAGGAGUCGAAAUGUCGUACAGGUACAUGACUUCGGUUGUUUUGGCUGAUUAUUCAAGCUCUAUCUAUGUGACCGCCUUUGACAGUGCCAUAACUGCAUUACUUGACAGAAGUGCAUACGAUUUUGCGACUUCAGACGAAAAUACGAGACGUGAAAUUGUCAGCGAUAUGCAAUUCGAAUGUGCCUCUUACAGGAUAAGAGCUUCCAUGCCUCAACAAGGUGACAAAGUGAGAUUUACUCUGAUGGGCAUGAAGAAAAUUGAAAACUGGGACAAGGAAGCCAAGUCUUCUCUAAGUGCAAUCAAGGCUUACAUGAACACCUUUGGUCUCAAGUAA